CACAUUUUUCAUAACAUCCGCUUUAUGUAGGAUGAAUGCAGAAGUAGAUAUUAGCUCAUUUUGUAGACACAUAAAAUAGGAAAAUGUCGUGGAAAAGCGAAGGCUGCUCUCUUCCUCGAGCCUCCCUGUGUCUCCUCGUCCCUCCGGUGAGGCUUAUGUCUGCCUUCAUGUGGCAGGUAGUGCAGCAGCGAAGUGUGUUGCAGUACGACAAGCUGGCGGACUUCAUCAGUUUGGCAGCAGAAAUGGUCCCAGAGCUGCUCAGUCCUACCCAGAAGACUCAGCUCAUCCUGGGCCUGAGAGCAAGGCUGGUUCUGGAGCUGUGUCGUUGUGACGGCGUAGCCAACCUGCAGAUCAUCCAGAGCCAACUAGAUAAAAUCCACACCUGCAGUGCUGAACUGAGCUCCAGUGAUCAGAUGGCCAGUUCUGAUAUAUUAAAGACGUCUUACAGCAACUUUGCCAGCCUGGUUCAGAACAUGUUGAAUGUUCCUUUUGAGAAGGAGUUUUUUUUCCAGGAGAUUUUUCCUGCCAGCUACGGCUCUGCCUACAACCAAAGGAUCCACCAGCUCAUGUCUGUGUUCCUGUCCAGACUGGAAGAGCUGCUGCCCAUACCAGACCUGCAGCAGACAGCAGCUUGGCUCACUGAAACGCCUGUAUCAGAAGAAAUUGGACUCCAUUUAUCUGAACCCUUUGCCUUGAAGGCUCUGCUGCAUCAUCACAGGCAGCUGGGGACUUUAAAUUCAGUGUGGUCAAGCAGUGAGGAGGACAUCAUUUUGUCCACACUAGCCCUCUCUUUGCAAACGGCUGCAGAGAGGUUCACUGAGCCGUAUAAUCAGGAAGAUGAUGGUAGUGAGGAAGGGACACCAGCACUGGAGGGAUUCGAAGAAGAGUCAAGUCAAGGCUUAGAUGUCACAGCAGAUGAUUGGCUGCCAAAAAAGAAAGAAGGUCCUCUAUCUUGUUUGUUCAUCUGCCCUCAGUGUUCAUUCACACACCGCUUAAAGAGGAAAGUCCAAGAGCACAUCCAGAGUGAGCACCAGAUGACAGCUUCUAUUCAGACAAAGGUUUCUGGUAAAACAGCCAGGAGAAAGAUGGGACAGAAAAGUCAGAAUCCUAUAAAAAACAAGUAAAAGGUGACUCAGAGAAACGAAGGAAAAACAAACAAAAAAGUGUGGAUAAAAACUGGGAACGCAAGCAGAAAAAGGACAAUUUAGAAAAUAAGGAAAGUCAUAGAUGGAAAGAGCACGCACAGGAAGACAGAAGGUUUCUGAGUACACGCCCUGUGAACAAGAGCUUCACAGAGGAAGAAACCAAAUGUCUGAUUUGUGAAAAGCUCUUUGAACAUCCAAAUCAACUGAAGACCCACACGAAGCUCCACAGUUUUCCCUACCAUUGCAUCCAGUGUGAGAAGGGAUUCACCAGCCAGUCAGGCUUUUAUCAGCACAAAAGGCUUCACAAGAGAGGACGAAUAUUCAUCUGUAACCAGUGCAACAAGGGAUUCCUGUGCAAUUAUUCACUGAAGCAGCAUGAACGCCUGCACGAUGGUCCCACCAACUUAUGCAACAUCUGUGGAAAACACUUCAGCAAAGCUGGUAUCACAAGACACAUGC
This is a messenger RNA of Archocentrus centrarchus (flier cichlid), 1604 nucleotides long. Its product is annotated as TERF1-interacting nuclear factor 2. The record is from RefSeq and is a predicted model, not a curated record. Gene Ontology annotation, biological process: telomere capping; regulation of telomere maintenance via telomere lengthening. Bases 84 to 1124 code for a protein of 346 amino acids. Gene Ontology annotation, molecular function: telomeric repeat DNA binding. Lineage: Eukaryota; Metazoa; Chordata; Actinopteri; Cichliformes; Cichlidae. Gene Ontology annotation, cellular component: shelterin complex. The transcript is spliced from 8 exons.